UCCCUGUGAUCUCAGUCAAGUCCGGCCUCGUCUACGAAUCCCGGCUGAUUCGCAAGUACAUCGACGAGAAUGGCAAGGAGCCCACGACUGGUGAGCCCCUCAAGGAGGACGAGCUCGUAGAGGUCAAGGCCAGUAAGUACCAUGAUGAUGAGUUCGGCGCGCGUGAUGAAAACUUCAAAACAAAAAUACAUUAUCAACUAGAAGCUGUUGAUGAGCCUCGAGAGGGGCGUGGAUUUGAUCAAGACCUUCUGAUGCCAGCGAGAUGGGGCGAGGCGAGCAACAGUCACAACGUAUGAUCGCAGAGCUGACCAUCUACUCUUGCUCAAAUACCCGUAGACCCUCGUACAAUCGCCCCUCGUCCCCCCACACUCUCGUCAAUCCCGGCCCUCCUCUCCUCCCUCCAAAACGAGUAUGAUGCUAUCAUGCUCGAGAUGUUCAACCUCAAAAAGCAGUACGAAGGCGUACGACAAGAGCUUGCUCAUGCUCUGUAUUCCAAUGAUGCAUCAAACCGCGUCAUUGCUCGACUGAUGUACGAGCGAGAUCAGGCCAGAGAAGCGCUGGUCAAUGUGCAGUCGUCGCUGGGUGGGAGCCUGGGAUCGAGUAGCGCAGCAGCAGGCCCGUCACAGGAUACCGACAUGGCGGAUGCGGAUGGAGCAGCGCCUUCGUCAUCGAGCACCGUCGAGGCUGGCCCUGCCAUUCCUGAGGCUCUUUCGACAACCAUCGACACGACUGUCGCCAAACUCUUAGCAGAGCGACGCGCCAAGUCGAAGCGCAAGGUCCUGCCCGAGGGCUACGCAACAGCAGAAAGCAUCGCAGCAUACACGGACGGCUCGUCGUCGUCUUCCUCCGUCGUCAAACUCGGCUCAGCUCGCACGGCGCAAACGGGCAUCAACACCCUUGAUGUCAGCCUCGACGGCAGCGCAGUACUUGUUGGCGGGAACGAUAAGAACAUAGAAGUCUAUAUGCACGACGCGCAAGGCGGCGAGGGCCAGUCAAUCGCCCAGCUCAAGGGACACAAGAAGCCGCUCAUUGCUGCUCAAUUCAUCAAGAAGCCUGCGCAGGUCCUGCCCGUAGGCGCAGAAGCUGCUGCAUCCGCAGCUGGUCUGCCUGUAGGGAUCGUCUCGGCGUCGGAGGAUGGGGUGGUCAAGGUGUGGAAGCUGGAGGGCGAGACGUACAUCAGCGAUUACGAUAUUGCCCUGGCUAAGGAGGCUGCUGCAGCACUGACGGGCAUCUCAGUCCAUCCGUCGGGAGAGUACGUGGCUCUCUGCACCAGCGAAGGGACUAUGCUUGUUCACUCACUUGCCGCGGGCGAGGAGGUGUUGAGCAUGUCCGCCCCAGCAGAAGAAGAGGCAGACGAAGCAGCCGGCGGCUACUCGUACACCACGCUGCAAUGGCACCCAGACGGCCAACUCGUCGUGCUGGGUACAUCGAGCGGUAUCGUCCGUAUCUGGGACGUCAAGACGCUCAAGAAGGCGGCUACGCUUCGCCCUACCCCAUCCACCUCACCAUCCUCCAACGGCGACUCCUCCGCCGCGGCGAUCAAGAGUCUCGAUUUCAGCGAGAAUGGCUACUUCCUCUCGCUCGUCUUGCCCGGUCGCGUCGAGGUGUGGGACCUGCGCAAGCUCGCCCUCGCUGGCAGUCUCGAGCUGGGCGGUGGGGUGCAGCCGCUUGCGGUCAAGUUUGACCCGUCGGGCUCCUACCUGGCUGUCACGGGUGCAGGCGGCAAGGUCGGCGUGUAUGCAAACAAGAGCUGGAAGCUGUUGUUUGACGGGAGCGCUGUGGCUGGCGAGAAGGAAGGCGAGGAGGCGGGCGAUAUCAAGGCGGUGGCAUGGGACUCGAGGAGUGGAAAAGUGAUUACGGGCGGAGGGGAUAGGGCGUUGAGGGUCUGGCAAGCUGCCAGUGCGUGAUGCGAGGCAAGGGUGAAAGUCAUUCAUUCAGAUAGUCAGGCAGAUGCGCAGACAUGGUGAUGCUUCAAUUGAUGUUUGUAUUCAAGUGACUGAAGAGCCCGAGUCUCCAUGACACGACAGUGA
Molecule: messenger RNA, 2030 nt
Organism: Jaminaea rosea
Lineage: Eukaryota; Fungi; Basidiomycota; Exobasidiomycetes; Microstromatales
Product: WD40 repeat-like protein
Exons: 1
Coding region: 423-1907 (494 amino acids)
Biological process (GO): mRNA splicing, via spliceosome; DNA repair
Cellular component (GO): Prp19 complex; cytoplasm; U2-type catalytic step 1 spliceosome
Molecular function (GO): protein binding; ubiquitin protein ligase activity
Source: RefSeq, a predicted model, not a curated record